Molecule: messenger RNA, 2538 nt
Organism: Carassius carassius (crucian carp)
Lineage: Eukaryota; Metazoa; Chordata; Actinopteri; Cypriniformes; Cyprinidae
Product: F-box-like/WD repeat-containing protein TBL1XR1
Exons: 16
Coding region: 429-1952 (507 amino acids)
Biological process (GO): regulation of transcription by RNA polymerase II
Cellular component (GO): histone deacetylase complex
Molecular function (GO): protein binding; transcription corepressor activity
Source: RefSeq, a predicted model, not a curated record
AUUUAUUUUUGCGACUGGCAGGAAACCACGUUGGUCCGAUAUCCAAUUUUCGCCUGGAAAGUCUCCUCCCAACUGCUAGUCAGAGGCCGUCAGCUUCCUCUGAAGCGCUUGGCUGUCCAUAAGCUGCUAAAUGUUUCUUUUAUUCCUUUAUGUAUCCUACAGACAAGCAGGAAAAUAGAUAUUAUUCGAGGACAGAAGUAUCACGGUGGAGUUGAAAGGUCGAGAUCCUUCUGUCGGAUCUGCGUCUGCACUGUGGCACAUUUGUUCAGUGUUUUAGCUCCAGAAGCUAGCGGUUGACGAGACUGGAAGCAUCGGCACGAGCUGAUUUGACUUUGCUCCUAUGGAUCGCAAGAGAAUGAGCAUCUAAUCAACACUUGGUAUCAUGGCCCUACUCUCGCCUUGACCUCUUGGUUCACCCAGGAUCCAAAAUGAGCGUAAGCAGUGAUGAGGUCAAUUUCCUGGUCUACAGAUACCUGCAGGAGUCAGGCUUCUCCCACUCAGCGUUCACCUUUGGCAUAGAGAGCCACAUCAGCCAGUCCAACAUCAACGGCGCUCUAGUGCCCCCUGCUGCCCUCAUCUCCAUCAUCCAGAAAGGCCUGCAGUAUGUGGAGGCUGAAGUCAGCAUCAAUGAGGACGGUACUCUGUUUGAUGGACGACCGAUCGAGUCGCUGUCAUUAAUCGAUGCAGUGAUGCCAGACGUGGUGCAGACGAGGCAGCAGGUGUAUAAGGAUAAACUGGCUCAGCAGCAAGCUGCCGCCGCCUCCAGCACCACAGCAGCCAAGAAUGGAGAGAACACAGCUAAUGGAGAGGAGAACGGAUCUCACACGCUGUCUAAUCACCACUCCGACAUGAUGGAGGUGGACAGGGCAGUGGAGAUCCCAGCCAGUAAAGCCAUGGUGCUGCGGGGCCAUGAGUCUGAGGUCUUCAUCUGUGCUUGGAACCCUGUCAGCGAUCUGCUGGCAUCUGGCUCUGGAGACUCAACCGCACGGAUCUGGAACCUGAGUGAGAGCAGUGCGGGAGGAUCCACUCAGCUGGUGCUGCGGCACUGCAUUCGGGAGGGGGGGCAGGAUGUACCCAGUAACAAAGACGUCACCUCACUGGACUGGAAUAGUGAAGGUACACUUCUCGCCACAGGAUCCUAUGACGGCUUUGCCAGGAUAUGGACUAAAGAUGGUAAUCUUGCCAGUACACUGGGGCAGCACAAAGGUCCCAUAUUUGCUUUAAAGUGGAACAAGAAAGGGAAUUUUAUCCUCAGCGCUGGUGUUGAUAAGACCACCAUUAUUUGGGACGCACACACAGGAGAGGCCAAACAGCAGUUUCCAUUCCAUUCAGCUCCGGCUCUGGACGUGGACUGGCAGAGCAACAACACGUUUGCAUCCUGCAGCACAGACAUGUGCAUUCACGUGUGUAAACUGGGCCAGGACAGACCAGUCAAAACAUUCCAGGGCCACACAAAUGAAGUCAAUGCAAUCAAAUGGGAUCCAACAGGAAAUCUCUUGGCCUCCUGCUCUGAUGACAUGACCCUAAAGCUUUGGAGCAUGAAACAGGACACUUGUGUUCAUGACCUGCAAGCCCACAGUAAGGAGAUCUACACCAUCAAAUGGAGCCCAACUGGCCCUGGAACCAACAACCCCAAUGCCAACCUCAUGCUGGCCAGUGCGUCGUUUGAUUCAACGGUGCGUCUGUGGGACGCAGAGCGUGGCGCCUGCAUCCACACACUGACCAAACACCAGGAGCCCGUCUACAGCGUGGCAUUCAGCCCAGAUGGGCGGCACCUGGCCAGCGGUUCCUUCGACAAGUGUGUCCAUAUCUGGAACACACAGAGUGGUGCUUUAGUCAACAGCUACAGAGGGACGGGGGGGAUUUUUGAAGUAUGCUGGAACUCCACUGGAGACAAAGUGGGCGCAAGUGCAUCAGAUGGAUCGGUUUGUGUAUUAGACCUAAGGAAAUGACACUGCCGCUGGAAAGCCACGGAACGACUAUGAAUGUGUGCAUAGCCAAAUUUACUGACUGUCCCUGGCCCAUCAUCCACUGCUGUAGUCCACGCGUGAGGUGCCAGACCACAUCCCAGAGCAACGGUGACACGACACAAACGAAAUCAGUGUGCCAGAGAACUGUUAUACACGGACACAAUGGACACAAGAGAAAUACACCACAUAUGCACACACACCUCAUUAGUUCCUGUGUUCAUCAUUCCAAACCCAGAGGGUCACGGUCCACACCGCUGUCGUGCACAUAUUGCACACGUCAGCGCUUCAGUGACGGUUUAGUUGUAACUGCAUGAGUUUUAGAGCAGAGCAGUUGAAUACGGCCAACUCGUGGCCACGUGAUAUUGUCAAUUCAGAGUAUUGGCACUGUAUGUUUAGUGGCUCUGCGACUUUUGGAACUGUUCUCCAAAAAUGCUCAAGGAUUUUUUUUUUUUUUUUGCCAAACUUUGAGAAAUAAUUUGAGCUUUUUUUUUUUUUCCUUUUUCUUUUUUAAUACAGAGUUAUAAGAGUACAGAAAUCCUAUUAAAUUACUCAACUAUAUUUUCUAAAA